CUGACUCCCAACUACCAUCCCCCCAUAUACCAUCGUUGAUACUAACAAUACAGGCCUAUCCAUAGUCAAUUUCGCCUUCGCAGUGCUCCAGCUUUUGCGACAGGCUCCCGGGAGUAUCACUGGGCCAUGGUCCGCGCAGCUGCUACAAGUCCUACUGCUUAACACUCACCUCCCCACUUCGAACUCACCUCGACUCAUCUACCCUUUACGGUCUUCCAUACCGCUUCCUUCCUGUCCCGAUUCUGUCGCUGGUAUUAUGCAAGUCGCGCGCUCCUUUCCUUCAGGUUCCUCCUCCCAGCCCGCCAUGUAUCCCAAUUCCGCGCCACAUGGGAUGAUGGCCGCGCCAUCGUUCAACCGCUCCUUCUCCGACCAUAACGGCCUCCAGCAACACGCCAUGGAUAAGCCUCAAAUAUAUACGGCUGUAUACUCGGGCGUUUCCGUGUACGAAAUGGAGGUCAACCGAGUCGCAGUCAUGCGGAGGCGAUCGGACGGCUGGCUCAACGCUACACAGAUCCUCAAGGUCGCGGGUGUCGACAAAGGCAAGCGCACGAAGGUGCUGGAAAAAGAAAUUCUGACUGGCGAGCACGAGAAGGUGCAGGGAGGUUACGGAAAAUACCAAGGCACAUGGAUCAAUUACCGCCGCGGGAGGGAGUUCUGCAGGCAAUACGGCGUCGAAGAUAUUCUCCGGCCUCUCCUCGACUACGACAUCACCGCUGAAGGAAAUGCAGGGCAAGGCAUAGAGACUCCGACCAAAGAGCAGGCCAUGGCAGCAAACAGGAAACGUUUCUACACGCAAAGCAUGGACGGCCGCCCUUCGACCACAAACCUUGGCGGUACCUUUUUCUCUAAUAUCUCCUCAACGGCGACGAGCGCACUUGCCGCCAUGAACAAAGUUGCACGAUUGAAUUCACCCGCUCCACGACCUGCAAGCUCAUCGCAAGGACGUCACCACAGCAUGAGCCGGCCCUCACAAGGACCAAUGGGAAGCCAGGGAUCCUUCCGAGCCAGUAGCCAGCAGAGUGUACAGAGCCUUCAUUCCGAGCGCAGCUUCGGCGCAAAUGGUCACGCAGACUCCGCGUAUGGGACCGGAAUGGAUGGCGAAGUUUCGGCGGAGCCACCCAGGAAACGUAUGCGGACAGAAGAGUCUUUCUCACAACCCAACGGUGCUGACAUCUCAAUGCGCGACCAUGGAUCACCUACUGAACCUAGCGAAUCAUUCUACCAGACGAGCCAUCAGCUCACCACGGCCGAUGGAGAAGUUCCCACUGCAUUGCCUCCCUUGCCUCACCCAAGCGAUAAGCUCGCGGAGGAGAAGCAGGCCAUGCUGACAGACCUCUUUGCAGACCAAUCGCGGACCGAUUUCACCAACCACCCCGCGAUCCUCCAUCUCUCUGGCGCAGAUCUGGAUAUGCCCAUCGAUAAUAGCUCUAAUACGGCGUUACAUUGGGCAGCCACUCUUGCGCGCGUGUCGUUAAUGCGGCUUCUGGUAUCCAAGGGAGCAAACAUGUUCCGCGGCAAUGCUGCCGGGCAGACACCUCUGAUGAGUGCCGUCUCUGUUAAUAACAGUCUUGACCACAGCUGCUUUCCGGAGACGCUGGAGAUUCUCGCUCCACUGAUUGAGCUCCGAGACGCCCAAGGACGAACAAUCCUCCACCACAUAGCGGUUACGUGUGCCAUUAAAGGGCGAGCAGCCUCCAGCAAAUACUACCUGGAAGCAUUGCUUGAGUAUCUUGUCCGGAGCAACAUUGGGAUUAGCCAGCCGGGGUCGUUCGAGGGCAGCGUCAAUUAUCCAAAGCCGAUUGGAUUGAUGCGAUUCAUGCAGGAGAUGGUGAAUGCGCGAGACAAAGCCGGGAACACGGCACUCAACCUAGCAGCAAGGAUAGGAAACAGGAACAUCAUCUCGCAACUGAUGGAGGUUCAGGCCGAUCCGUCGAUACCCAACCACAAAGGCACGAGGCCGGUCGAUUUUGGCGUGGGUACUGAUGCGGAUGUGCAGGUGUCGUUGGAGGCUAGUAGCCCGAGCAAGGGCAAAGCACCGCUCACGAAGGUAGAAGAGACGAGUCGGGAGAUUCAACCUCUCAUGAGCGGAAUUCUUCAAAGCGCCAGCAUGCAAUUUACACAGGAAGCAAGACUAAAGCAAGAUAAUAUCGACCGGACAAAUGAGCAGAUUGCACAGCUAUCUGCAUUACAAAAGACCGAGCAGCAACGCUUAGAGUCACUACGAAUACGACUUCGCACCCGUCACGACCGGGCCAAACGCAUCACAAAUCUCCGCCGCUGGCUCGAACUCCAAAAACAUAACCUCUCCGUCAGCACAGGCACCGACAUCCGUGAGAGACGCAAAGUGGGCUACGCAGAUACGGACGGCGCAAUGGUUGUCGUCCGCAGCGAGGACCUCCCCGCCGAAGUGCGUGCAGCAGGCGAUCUCCUCCUAACCAACUCUUCCGACGGCGCAUCGUACGUCCAAACGCCCCUCCCAAUCGACGUAUCUACACUCGGCCGCGACCACGCCUCCGCCAUUGCCCAGCUCCCCUCCAUACAAACCCUCCGCCACCGCCUCGAUGUCUACGUCCGCAAUAACGAAGCCCUCGCCGACCGCCGCCAGAAGCUCAAGGAAAAGGACGGCCAGCUCGAAAUGAUGUACCGGAAAGUCGUAUGCCUCUGCACCAAGACGGACGAAGAUCGCAUCGACAGCGUGCUGGAGGGUCUCGUGCAAGCGCUCGACAGCGAUCCCCUCGACGGCGUGGAGGUCGGACGCGUAAGGGAGUUCCUGAGGAAAGUCGAGGGCGCCGAUGCUUAACGCAUUUCGUUUUUUCCAUUCAUGUACCACCACCGACUACAUUUCACGGUGGUCUUUCUCUUUUUUUCCAACUUGGCCAAGGCUAGUGUACCGUAACCGUACCAUCAUUGCACCGUUUGCUCCCAGAAGAGCCUUUCUCCUUGCAUCUUCUGCCUCCACUUUGACUAAAAUCCCUUCGGGAUGUGCGCACGCUGAUUCUUGACCACGGGAAUCUUGAAGUUCAUGUUCAUGUUCAUAUAAAUAUACCUACCUUACCUUACCUACCUAGAUAGGUAACUAAAUUAAAGCAUCGAUAUCUCGG
Messenger RNA from Aaosphaeria arxii CBS 175.79, 3101 nucleotides. Its product is annotated as apses transcription factor-like protein. Lineage: Eukaryota; Fungi; Ascomycota; Dothideomycetes; Pleosporales. Gene Ontology annotation, cellular component: MBF transcription complex; SBF transcription complex. Bases 305 to 2800 code for a protein of 831 amino acids. The transcript has 3 exons. Gene Ontology annotation, molecular function: transcription coactivator activity; protein binding; DNA binding. The record is from RefSeq and is a predicted model, not a curated record.